AUGGUGAAAGCAGCCAGUGUCGGCAACCAGGCGCUGCUGUUUGAGCAGGUGACCUUGGGCUGGCGGCUUGAUGAGCGAGUUGCAUUGGCCGCUGUGGUGCGUGGUCACCUGCACAACCUUAAAUGGAUGGAGGGGGCGGAGGCCGCUCGCGCUGGUGGUCGAGAGUUUGUCCUUGAUGCCAUGCAGUGGGGCGGGCAUGUGUUGGAGAAGGUAAUAUUGUCUGGCAGUGUGGAGAUCAUGGAAUGGCAGCUACAUGAGCGAGGCUUAACCUGGAUCGGAGAGGAGAUGUUUAAUGCAGCAGCGGAGGCAGGCAGUCCAGCAUUUUUGGAGUGGCUUGUGACCCGGGGCUUCACCGCGGGGCUGAUUGCGAUGUGA
Messenger RNA from Volvox carteri f. nagariensis, 375 nucleotides. RefSeq lists its product as uncharacterized. The record is from RefSeq and is a predicted model, not a curated record. Lineage: Eukaryota; Viridiplantae; Chlorophyta; Chlorophyceae; Chlamydomonadales; Volvocaceae. The transcript has 2 exons. The coding region runs from base 1 to 375 and encodes 124 amino acids.